Molecule: messenger RNA, 2449 nt
Organism: Neodiprion fabricii
Lineage: Eukaryota; Metazoa; Arthropoda; Insecta; Hymenoptera; Diprionidae
Gene: Bmcp
Product: mitochondrial uncoupling protein Bmcp
Exons: 10
Coding region: 300-1193 (297 amino acids)
Biological process (GO): mitochondrial transport
Cellular component (GO): mitochondrial membrane
Source: RefSeq, a predicted model, not a curated record
GCAACAUUCGGAUUGGCGGAUUUUUGCGAACUCCAGAUGUUAUAAAUAGUUAAUUUCGUUGGUAAAUCCAUGAUUUACCGGCCUGAAUUGCGUGUUUGUAAAGCGCCUAUGUAUGAGAUAAUUUGCAUGCGGCAUACCGCUCGUAAAGAUCGCCAUAGUGUAAGGAGUUAUGAAGUUCGCAUAAUUCGGGUUGCAUGAUACAAUUUAUAUUACGAGGUGUAACUAAUUGUCGUUGGAUAAUUUUAGAUAUGAAGCACAAUUGGAAAUGGAAUAUCUACUAUGAGCUAGGAAAACUUUGAAUGGGUAUGGGAGCAAGAGACUGGAAGGAUUGGAGACCUUUCGUAUACGGGGGAUUAGCAUCAAUUGUUGCAGAAUUUGGUACAUUUCCAUUGGACACAACAAAGACUCGUCUUCAGGUACAGGGGCAAAAACUGGACCAGAAGCAUGCCUCUUUAAAAUACUCUGGCAUGACAGAUGCAUUGGUGCAAAUAUCAAGGCAGGAAGGAUACAGAGCUUUAUAUUCUGGGAUCAGCUCUGCUGUUCUGAGACAAGCCACAUACGGUACAAUUAAGUUUGGGACUUACUACUCGCUUAAAAGAGCAGCAACAGACAAAUGGGGGGCUGAUGACAUAGUCCUGAUAAACAUAGUUUGUGCAGCAGUAGCAGGUGCAUUUUCAAGCGCAAUUGCCAACCCAACAGAUGUGGUAAAAGUUCGUAUGCAAGUCAGAGGCGUUGAGGCAAACGUGUCCUUGUUCAGUUGCUUUCAAGAUGUUUACCACAACGAAGGUGUUCGCGGCUUGUGGAAGGGUGUUGGACCAACUGCUCAACGAGCAGCAAUCAUUGCAGCUGUGGAAUUGCCGAUAUACGACUACAGUAAACAGAAGUUAUUGAACACCCUUGGAGACAGCGUGGCAAAUCACUUUGUGUCAAGUUUUAUUGCCAGUAUGGGCAGUGCGGUAGCUUCAACUCCAAUCGAUGUUGUGCGAACACGUUUAAUGAAUCAAAGAAGGGUUCGUUUGGCUUGUGGCGGUCUUUCAGCCAGUAUUUACUCUGGUAGCAUCGAUUGUUUUGUUCAGACUGUGAAGAACGAAGGUUUCUUUGCCCUGUACAAAGGUUUUAUUCCAACCUGGUUCAGGAUGGGUCCUUGGAAUAUAAUUUUUUUCAUAACAUACGAACAGUUGAAACGUUAUUGAUUACGAAAGUGUCGACUAACGGAGUUCCAGCGCCUGUAGUCAGUAUUGAACUCUACCGCAAUUUUAGUAACCAUCCAUCCAAACGUAGUUCUAUCAAUUUACGGCUUAUGUUGCUGAUCAUCAACACUGAUAAGGAUGUACAGCUCAGGGUGUCUUUGUUGGAACAUAAGGAUAAAUACUCAGUCUCACCCUUUGUGAAUGCUACAUUCGUAGUAUGUUUUAAAAUUCUUGACAGAUAGAAACUGCGUCUCGCUUAUAGAAAUUUUUGUCCAUCGAAAAACUAUACCAUUCUUAAUUGAAUUAGCAAAUUGGCUCGUCAAUAAUAUUUAUUAUUAUUAUAAGUUACUAUGCGAAUGACGAUAUUCAAUAAUUUUACAUAUGUACUUUUAAGACGUACUUAUGAAUACCAGUCAAAACGUGAUAAUUACUUAUUGAGCUAUUAAUUAUUAUACGCAUAUUACGACUAAUAGAUCUUACGAAUAUACGACCAUAGUAAAGUUAGAAACAAAAAUAUUCAACUACACAUAUCACAAGAGAAAGUAGUAGAUUAUUGCAUUUCAGAGUAAAAUUCUUCUCAAUUUGCGUUCUGAUUCUCAUUUGACAAUGAGUCUUUGUAUUUACAUGUAAAAAUGACAAUCUGUCCCAUAGAACAUACCAAAUAUUAGGAUAUUUAAAUACUCUGGUUUACAUGCACUACGAAAAGACCAUUGUUCAAUGGUCCUUAAAAUUGUGAAGCAAUUCGGAUAAAUAUGUCUUUUGCAGAAACAUCAACGCAUUUUUGACAAUUAUAGUUAUAACAUGAAAUAUUACUCCGAAGAAAAAAAACAAAAACAAAAAAAUAUAUUCCAACAGUGCUGGUGCUUCUACCUUUGUGUGGAUUGAAUUCAGCACAUACUAUCUCUGAAGUAAUUGCAACAAGAUGAAACCAGUAAUCAGCAUUUGCGUCUGUAUAUUGUGAUGCUUGCGAGUGUAUAUUGUAAUCUUAGGUAGUUGGUGUUUAAUCAUUUCUUUGAAGCAGUACAAAUUAGUGUAGGAAAAUCGAGUACGUGUAUUAUUUAUUUGCUUCAUAAUGAAAUGUCCAUAUUAGUGUCAACUAGGUACAUCAACACGAGUUAUUGCCAUGAUAGUCUUUUACCGGUGUUGAAAAAGCAUUGCUAUACAUUAUAUUGUAGUAUUUAUAAAUCGUAAAACGAUUGAGUGCCGCAAUACACAUGAGAAACCAAUCAUGAAAUAAAUCGACUGUUCUUGAUGUUUCU